Molecule: messenger RNA, 1722 nt
Organism: Guillardia theta CCMP2712
Lineage: Eukaryota; Cryptophyceae; Pyrenomonadales; Geminigeraceae
Exons: 13
Biological process (GO): tetrahydrofolate interconversion
Cellular component (GO): cytosol
Molecular function (GO): methylenetetrahydrofolate reductase [NAD(P)H] activity; FAD binding
Source: RefSeq, a predicted model, not a curated record
AAGUUCUACUCUCUUGAGUUCUUUCCCCCAAACACCUUGGAAGGAGCCCGCAGUCUCAUAGCCCGAGUGGACAGGUUGGCAAAGCUGCAGCCUCUGUUUGUAGAUGUCACCUGGAACAUGGAGUCAGGGAAGCGGGCGAUCGAGACCUUGGUGGCUGCGAAAGCAGUUUGCUCGCUGGAUGUCCAGAUGCACAUGUCCUGCACGGGGAUAACGAAGAAGAUGGCAGACGACCUGCUGGUGGAGGCGAUGGACGCGGAUAUCAGAAGCAUCCUGGUGCUCAGAGGGGAUCCAGCACCUGGAAAAUCAGACUGGGAGCCUGUGGCGGACGGUUUCAAGAAUGCAUCCGAGCUAGUGUCGUACAUCCGGCACAAGUACGGUGAUUUCUUCUCGCUCUCAGUCGCUGGCCACCCGGGUAAGCACCCGGCGAGCUCUUCCAAGGAGGAGGAUCUCGAGCAUCUGAAGCAGAAAGUCGGCUGUGGAGCGGAUUUCAUCAUCACUCAGAUGACAUUCAAGGCGUCGGAGUACCAGGAGUUCGUGGGCUCCUGCCGAAGGGUUGGGAUCGACUGCCCCAUCAUUCCCGGAGUGUUGAUGAUUCCUCCCUCCCUUGAGAAGCUCCGAGCCGUCUGCAACCAUUGCUCCGUUGAAGUCCCCGAAGACCUUGUCGAGCUGCUCGAGGUGAGCAAGUCCGAUGGUGCAGAGCUUUCCCAUUGCAGCUCCUGCUGCUGUCCUCCCCUUGCCCGCGUGUCCUCACGUGCGAUCUCAGGCGCUCCUGGUCUGUACAUGUACACCCUGAAUCUCGAGAAGUCAGCUCAGGAGAUUGUGCGUGCAGCUGGCAGGCAACGAGACUCGCGGACUGAUCCGAUGCUCCCAGGUCACAAACCUCAACCUCAAGGUCCUCGACGCCGGCAUGUUCGACCCAUCUUCUGGGCCUCCAACGCCAUCAGCUAUCUCACUCGCACUCGCAACUGGUCUGCUGACUUCCCGAGCCACCACUCCAUCGUUGGUCGUCGACUGGGCUCCAUGGCCGAAAGGAGGAACAUGUGCGCUGGCCUGACUUCCUUGUCCCGCUCUCAGCUGACCCGGAGAAGGUGGGGGGAAAGCCCGUCCACAGAGGAGGAUGUGUUCGACGUGUUCGAGAGAUUUGUGCGGGGAUUCGUGCCGAGACUGCCAUGGUGUGAUCGACUCGAGAAGGAAACGCUGGCGUCGGGGAUUCUGAAACCGCUCGCCACACUCAAUCACUACGGUUACUUGACCAUCAACAGUCAGCCGCGGGUCAAUGGAGCUCCUUCGGAGGACGAACAGUUCGGCUGGGGUCCGAGGGGAGGGCACGUCUAUCAGAAGGCUUACCUAGAGUUCUUCUGCUCUCCUGGCAACCUCGAUAGGCUGCUGGAGGCGCUGGGAUCUCAUCCUAGCAUCUCCCUGGAGGCGUUCAAUAUGCGUGUGGACCGACUCAAUGACGAUCGGCAUAUCUCGGCGGUCACUUGGGGAGUGUUUGAUGGUAGCGAGGUCACGGUCCCUUCUCCUCUGCCCACCCUACACCUGAUCUUCAGCUUCUACAGCGAGGAAGCGAUGGACAUGUGGAAGAGUGUGUGGGCCUCCAUCUACCCCGAGCGAUCAGAAUCCCGAAGCCUGAUCAAGAAGAUCCACGCUAGCUACUGGCAUGUCUACAUGGUCGACAAUGAUUUCGUGAAGGGAGAUAUCUUCAAAGUGUUCUCAGAGGUA